Molecule: messenger RNA, 714 nt
Organism: Ictalurus punctatus (channel catfish)
Lineage: Eukaryota; Metazoa; Chordata; Actinopteri; Siluriformes; Ictaluridae
Product: polyadenylate-binding protein 1-like 2
Cellular component (GO): nucleus; ribonucleoprotein complex; cytosol
Molecular function (GO): mRNA 3'-UTR binding; poly(U) RNA binding; poly(A) binding
Source: RefSeq, a predicted model, not a curated record
AUGUCUGCUCUGUAUGUAGGUGAUCUGCACCCUGAGGUGACGGAGCCCAUGCUUGUGGAGAAAUUCAGCCCUGUAGGAUGCAUUCACUCCAUCAGUCUCUACAGGGACAGGAAGACCGGCUCUUCACUCGGCUAUGCUUUCGUCAAUUUUCAUCAUUGAGCUGACGCUGAGCGAGGAUUGGAAAUGCUCGAUUUUGAACUCCAUGGGCGACCCAUGCAUAUCAUGUGGUCUCAGAAGGAUUCAUCCCUCAAGAACACCGGCAUCGGAAACCUGUCCAUCAGGAAGUUGGACAAGUCAAUUGACAACAUGGUCCUUUAUGACACCUUCUCCACCUUUGGGAAAGUCCUUUCCUCCUAGGUUCAGGCUUAUAACUGUUUGGUUGCUAAUAGCAUCUGUAUAGCAUGAUCAGCAGUUUUUCAACACCUUUUAAAACUCGGUUUGAAAUAAAUUCUGUGGGUUGACAUGACGUGUCUCUCCUGAAGGUUGUAGUUAAUGAGACCAGUUCAAAAGGGUGCAGCUAUGUCCAUUUUGAGUCUCUGGAGGCAGCGAAUAUGGCGAUAGAGCGGCUCAACGGCAAACUGCUGAAUGGCCACAAAGUGUUUAUUGAACGCUUCAAGCCCGUGAAGAGCACAAGGCUGAGGUUUGUCCCCACUCCCAAGUCUUCACAAACAUCUAUAUCAGGAACCUGGGUGAAGUCAUGGAUGACACAAAGCU